Messenger RNA from Eimeria tenella, 228 nucleotides. RefSeq lists its product as uncharacterized. The annotation marks the transcript as partial. The record is from RefSeq and is a predicted model, not a curated record. The transcript has a single exon. NCBI's taxonomy places the organism in Eukaryota, Apicomplexa, Conoidasida, Eucoccidiorida, Eimeriidae.
CAGCAGCAGCAGCCGGCGCAGCAACAGGAGCAGCAGCAGCAAAGCCAUCAGCAGCAGCAAGGGCGACAUCAGCAGCAGCAUCAGGGGCGGCAGCAGCAGCAGCACCAAGACCAUCACCUUCAGCAGCAAGACCACCAUCACCAUCAGCAGCAAGACCAUCACCAGCAGCAGCAGCAGCAGCAGCAGCAGCAGCAGCAGCGCACGUGGCUCCUGUCAGUCCUGUCGUAG